CGGUAGCAACAGCGUUCGCAUUCCCGUUUCAACCCCCAUACAGACUGAAAGCAACCCCACAGUUAAAGAGACUUGCGAUAUAGUUACUGUCAGUAUUCGGUUAAGAGUGGACGGGUGUUUUGCUGUACGUGCGUUUUAUUUUUUUAAAAACAAUGUUUCUAGAAAGGAUUCGAGACUAGUAUUUAAUAAUAAUACAAGUUGCAACAAGGACAAUCUGGAAAUUGAGUUUUUUUUCUUAUAGUUUGACUGUGUUUAAAAAAAAUUGACUGAUACAGAGAAAAAUUGAGUGGUGCGGUUUGGACAGCUCGUAACCAAAUCUGGCGGAUUAUAAAAGUGACCACGUGAGAAGGUGGGUAGAUACCAGCUCACCAACUACCCACCAAAAUCGUCACCACCGCCAACAUCACCACCACCAACAUCACCACCACAAUCAUCAUCACCAUCAUCAUUCGACCAACAACAAUCUAAACGAUCUCAAACUGAAGAACAGUCUCAAUAAUAAUAACAUCGACUUCUUGUCGUCGCACCAGCCUUAUUGGAGGCCGUCGAAGGAAGACAUGCCAAUGCUUCUUCAACAGCCCUCACACGUUCUCCUUCCACCCCACGAGACGACGGACCAACCCUUGGACUUCACCAUGUCCAAAUUUAAAACAAAAUCAUCAGCUACCGUCGCCUCACAACUUAAACAACAAAUUUCUAAUUUGGCUGCACAAAGACAAAUGAUGCUGUUACAAACGAACGGAGUUUAUUUUAACCGUACCACUAAUAAUAAUAAAGGUUUUACUAGAGGUAGUUCACCAUCUAGUAGUAGCGAAGAAGAAGGUGUUGGACCACCUACAUCAUCACCUAGAUCAUCACUACCAAGUCCUGGACCAUUAAGAGGAGAAGAUAUCGCGACCUCGCCCAUCGAAACGGAGAAACCUUACGGAAAAUUAUGGCUAAACGACUCUACGAAUCCAUGGAAAACCGAACUUCCCUCCGUCGAAGAAUCAAAGUUAGCAUUCGAAGCACGUUUAGGGCUGUCACCAACGGAACAACGGCCGUUAAACAGAAUGGAUAAAACACCUUCAACACCCCAUUCAAACGAUGAUGGUGAUGUUAAUGGUGAUUUAAGUGGAGAUGAUCAAAGUAUAUCGAGUGAUCAUCCCGCAGAUCGGCACGAUGAAGAUUCAAUGGAUUCAGAUAGAGAUGGAGCAUUAAACUUGGUGACGACUGAAAGUGAACCAGCACGGUCAUCUCCAAAUUCCCAAGUGAAUAAUUCGAACCAAGGGGUAGGAGCCGCGUUGGCAGCACUGACCGGCCUCGGACCGUUACUAGGGAAUCCCCUACAAAUGUUGGGCAACCUGUUUCAAAACCCUCAAAUGCAACAAUUCGCUAUGUUACAACAACAGCACGCCGGCAACCAACUUAACCCACAAUUUUUCCUUCAAAACCAAGGGUUUCUACAAAACUUUCCAAGAUCUAGUCUUCCUACAAGACCAACGCACAACAUCCAGAUCGCCCAACAAUUACAGCAACUCCAAAAGCAGCAACAACAGCAGCAGCAACAGCAGCAACAACAGCAAAUGCAACAACACCAACAACAAAACUCUAAUCAACAUAACACAAGCAUACCUUCAAAUAACCCGAUUCCUCAAACACAAUCAACGCCGCCAAAUAAUUCACUGAUUCCUCCGAGUCUCCUAACACCAAAUACUCCAGGAUCUGCACCACUUACACCUCAAUACAAAACAACACCAAGAUUGUUGGAACCAUCUCCUGAGGAAACGACUGAUUUAGAAGAAUUGGAACAAUUUGCAAAAACAUUUAAACAAAGGAGAAUUAAAUUAGGAUUCACCCAAGGAGAUGUUGGUUUAGCAAUGGGAAAACUUUACGGAAACGAUUUCUCCCAAACAACAAUUUCUCGUUUCGAAGCUCUAAAUUUAAGUUUUAAAAACAUGUGCAAACUAAAACCUCUCCUCCAAAAAUGGCUAGAGGAUGCGGACAGUACAUUAGCAAAUCCGACCGCUUUAAGUAGUGCAAUGACAACGCCGGAAGCGAUCGGAAGGAGACGUAAGAAGCGAACGUCGAUAGAAACGAGUGUACGAGUUGCUUUAGAAAAAGCUUUUGUUAGUAACCCAAAACCUACAUCCGAAGAGAUUGCUUUAUUAGCUGAUAGUUUAUGUAUGGAAAAAGAGGUGGUAAGGGUGUGGUUUUGUAAUCGAAGACAAAAAGAGAAAAGAAUUAACCCACCAGCAGCAGCUAUGGGAUCUCCUUGUUCGGUGGCUAACUCAAACGGGGCAAUGUAUGCUAUAGCUAAUUCAUUAUCGACGAGUCCUUUAUCGUUGGUGACUUCUUCUGCGCACAACUUUAAUCCGAAUGUUAUGGUGAAACAAGAAUGACCACACGCGAAUUUUUUUGCGGAUCAUUACAUGGACUAAAAAAUUCGACUUGAACUUUAAAAUGUGUUGUGCAAUAUAACCGAGAAAAGUUGAGGAAAGAUAAUAAAAUCUUUUUACAAAAAAAAAGAUUAAUCAUAAGAGACACUCUUCGUUGCCAUUAAUUUUUUAUUAUUACUUUGAUAAAUUUAUUAUUAUUUAUCACUUAAACGAAAAAAAUGAAAGCCGAAACGCCAGUUUUUAAUGUUUAAUUUUAAUUUUUUUGUCAUUUUAAUGUAAAUAUUCUUGGACUCGACUUUUGUUGCCAAUUUUAUUAUUAUUAUUAUUACUAUUUAUUCGUUUCCUUGCGUUUUAUUAUUUACUACAUUUUUUUUAUUUAUUUCUUUUAAAUAAUUCCUCAAGUUUUUAGAAGUCUUUUUACACACGACUAUCUUUAAACUUUCAAAGGAAUCGUUCAAAUUAAUUUUAAAAAGAAAACAAUAACAUAUAGGGUGUUUCAAAAUGUAAUUGUUUUUAAAUUUAACUUUAUUUGUACUCGUUCGAUUAUUUGUAGCAUUUAUUUGAAGCUAUGCAUUUUUUUCUAUAUAUUGGAACUUUAUAUGAUAAAGCUAUUUGUGGUUUAGGUAUAACUUAAACUGCGAAUGAAAUCCAUGAUAUCCAUUAUAUUGUCAUAAUGAGCAUGCACUUAAGAAUUGUGGGGUUUCUAUUAAUAUUAAAUAUUAAUGGAAUAAGUGACAGCAUAUCUUGGAUAAAGAUUGAAGAUAUCAGAUCUAAAAUAUGCUACAUAUCCGCUAAAGCAUUUCUGAUACGUUCUGGUGGUUCAUCAAAUUUUAUGGCAACUUUAAGAAAUGGUUUAGAAACUCCUCCAAAUAUAUUACAAUGUAGUGAUAUCCAAAUAUCCCUACUAUUUGAUUUGAACACCUCUAUUGGAUACAUGAAUCCUAAGAAAUCUUAUAACCAUUUUUGCUAUUCACACAUUAGUGCUGUUUAGAAAAGAUUAAAUAAUUUCUAAUGAUCUACAUCAAUUUAAUAUAAAGCUGAGAAUUUACAAGAAUGUAUGACUUAAUUAAGCCGCGGCGAUAUUUCAAUGCCCUAUCGAUACAAAAUUAAACCAUUUCAUGAAACCAAGGUCAUUUGAGGCCGAGACGCUACAUCGAUACCAUUUCAAUGGAAAGAUGGAGUUUUCAAUGAUGUAUGACUUAAUUAAAACGAGGUUGCUUGCGGCCAAUGCCUUAUUUGAUGCCAUAAAGAUACAAAAUUACACUGUUUUUAAGGAAGCACAACUUCAUUAAGCCGAGAUCGCUUGCGGUUGAGGCACUACAUUGAUGUGGUAUCGAAAUCUGAACUGUUUUCAAGGAUGUAUAGCUUAAUUAAUAUCGCUUGCGGCUUAGGUGCUAUUUUAAUGCCAUUUCUAAAAAACUUUUCAAUGAUGUCUGUUGUCAUUAAGCCGAGGAUGCUUGCGACCGAGGCGCUACAUCGAUACUAUUUCAAUGGAAAGAUGAACUUUUCAAUGACUUAUGACUAGGUUGCUUGCGGCCAAUGCCCUAUUUAAUGCAAUAAAGAUCAAAAUUAGACAGUUUUCAAGGAAGUACAACUUCAUUAAGUCAAGGUCGCUUGCGGCCGAGGCACUACAUCGAUAUAGUAUCGAAAUCUGGACUGUUUUCAAGGAUGAGCUCAAUUAAUAUCGGCUGAGGUGCUAUUUAAUGCCAUAUCGAACAAAACUCGCCAGCUUUCAAGAAGAUAUGACGUAAUUAAGUCAAGGUCGCUUGUGGCUGAGGCAUAAUUUCGAUACCAUAUCGAUAAAAAGCUCAAAAAUGCUUGAUUUGAUUACAACAUUCAAAGAUACAUAACAUCAAGUUCAUUUUCCUCGAUGGUCCUUCCUACAGAUUAAAAUUGUUUGCACUUUUAACAAGACAUAGUUAAAAUUGACUUAGAAUAUGAUCGCCUGGCAAGCUGUAAGAACUUCUUUAAAUUGUUUGAUGUCAACAGAAAACGGCUCUACUUAUUAGCAGAUUGUGUAGUUCAAAAUUUAUUUUGUUAUGGUCUAAUUGCAAUUAAGACCUAAUCGUUUAAGACCAAUUAUUUGAAAUCAUAGAACAGCAAAGAUAAGCAGGCAUGAAAGCUGCAAUUUUAUUAUGAGUCUAACAGCUCUAUUGCAUUCAGGUUAGGACUUCAAUACUAACAUCAUAUCACCUAAACUUAACCAAGUUUAGGUUCACCAUCGAAUUAUAUGUAUGAAAUAAAGUUGUGUUGAAACCACGUCUUCCCCAAAUUCGUCUGAGAAUUUCGAUUAAUCUGCAAUGAAGGAUUUCUGUUGCAGGUACUUGAAAGUUCAAGUUUUAAUCUCUUCUAUUAUAUCAGUUUUCAUGAAUAACCUCCAAGACAAAAUAAUGGUAAAAACUCUGUGUUUUUGAAGAGCAUGCAUACGAAAAUAUCUUCCAUCAAGUUGGAGCCCUGGUGAUUAAACCAGCUUCUUUAAGCUUUUAUAACACUUCGAACAAAAAAAAGAACUUUUGUCACAACCGCUUGUAAAGCAUAUCCAAAUCUAUCCUAUCAAAAAUAAAACUUUGUUACUUCGAUAUAUUAUAUCGAG
This is a messenger RNA of Onthophagus taurus, 4971 nucleotides long. RefSeq names its product POU domain protein 2. Gene Ontology annotation, molecular function: RNA polymerase II cis-regulatory region sequence-specific DNA binding; DNA-binding transcription factor activity, RNA polymerase II-specific. Gene Ontology annotation, biological process: regulation of transcription by RNA polymerase II. The record is from RefSeq and is a predicted model, not a curated record. NCBI's taxonomy places the organism in Eukaryota, Metazoa, Arthropoda, Insecta, Coleoptera, Scarabaeidae.